AUGGUGUUGAACGGAAUGACCAUUCCUAUGUCCAUGCCCGUGCCCGUGCCAGUGCCAGUGCCCAGUCCUCCGGCCACCAAAUCCCGUGUCCAGAUCGACUGGGACAUCAAUGACUCAAAGAUGCCGACGGUAGCGGAGUUUGACGAGUUCAACGACUGGGCGAAUGGCCACUGUCGCCUCAUCUACGGCCACCAGAGCGACGAGGCCCGGAAGCACGCCAGCGGCUGGGCCAUGCGCAACACCAACAACCACAACGUGAACAUCCUGAAGAAGAGCUGCCUCGGGGUGCUCCUCUGCAGCGCCAAGUGCAAGCUCCCCAACGGCGCCAGCGUCCACCUGCGGCCCGCCAUCUGCGACAAGGCGCGCCGCAAGCAGCAGGGCAAACAGUGCCCCAAUAGAAACUGCAACGGACGGCUGGAGAUCCAGGCCUGCCGCGGCCACUGCGGCUACCCCGUCACGCACUUCUGGCGGCGGGACGGCAACGGGAUAUACUUCCAGGCGAAGGGCACCCACGACCAUCCGCGGCCCGAGGCCAAGGGCUCCACGGAGGCGCGCCGCCUGCUCGCCGGCGGCAGACGCGUCCGCAGCCUGGCCGUGAUGCUGGCCCGGGAUGCGGCCCUCAGCGACAAGCUCUGCAGCCUGAGGCCCAGCAAGCGACAGGCCAAGACACAGCUCCUCCAGGAGACAGCCAGCAAGCGGAAGAGGAUGGAGGUGCCGCAGGCGCCCAGUCAGGAGCUCCAGGGAGCCACAGCCACCACCGCCGCCGCCUAUCUGUCCACAUCCACUCCCAUUCCCAGCUUGAAGUUCGACCAGCAGAGCGGCUAUCCGGCGGGCAAUGGCAGCCAGUGGUGUGGAGGGGAUCUGUACACCACCUACGCAGGAAAGCAGGAGGCCGGAGCAGGCGCCUACGACAAUGGGAUGUACAACGGCUACAGCAUGCUGCACUCCCCGCUCUCCUCGCACAGCUCCACCGGCAGCUACUACCAGGAGAACCUCCAGCAGCACCAGCACCAGCAUCAGCAGCAGCAUCAAGUGCAGUUGCAGCUUCCCUCCGUCCAGGAGACGAUGAAUGUCAACUACGAGCCCGCGAUGCCCGCCAGCUAUCCGUGUGGCAUGCCCCUGUACGAGAGCUGCGACGACACCUCCAGCCUCACGAGCAGCAGCGGCUACAGCUCCGAGGACUACAGCUACUUGAAUGGGUAUAAUCUGCCUGGAUCGGGAUCGGGACUGGGAUCUGGAUCCCUGGAUGUCAGCGGAGGAGCAGUCAGCGGCCACAAUCCCUCCGCCCAGGAUAGCUUCUACACGACCAGCUCCGAGAUCUUCAGUGUCUUCGAGUCGACGCUGAACGAUGCGGGAGUGUUCUACGACGAGGCAGCCGCCUACCAGCAGACGAGCUACCACCAGCAGCAACAACAGCAGCAGCAGCACCAGCAGCAGGACGCAGCAGCGGACUACUACUACAGCAACACGGGAGUGGACAACGUGUGGAACAUCCAGAUGGACGCCGCGAGUGCGUACCAUCCGAGCACAGCAGGAGCGGGAGCAGCGCCAACGGAUCCCAUCUAUUGCUAG
Messenger RNA from Drosophila persimilis, 1572 nucleotides. It is a transcript of the gene gcm, whose product is annotated as transcription factor glial cells missing. Lineage: Eukaryota; Metazoa; Arthropoda; Insecta; Diptera; Drosophilidae. Gene Ontology annotation, cellular component: nucleus. The transcript has 2 exons. The record is from RefSeq and is a predicted model, not a curated record. The coding region runs from base 1 to 1572 and encodes 523 amino acids. Gene Ontology annotation, molecular function: DNA-binding transcription activator activity, RNA polymerase II-specific; RNA polymerase II cis-regulatory region sequence-specific DNA binding. Gene Ontology annotation, biological process: regulation of transcription by RNA polymerase II; gliogenesis.